AUGCUCAAGUACGCCAAUACCCAAGCUGUGGGAUUCAAAAAUCGCGUCGAGCGAGUCGCCAUUGUCGGAGCGGGAGGCACGCUUGGGUCGCACAUUGCUACCGAACUCUUGAAGACCGGCAAACAUACAGUUACAGCAUUGUCACGCAAGGAUAGCAGUAACAAACUCCCCAGUGGCGUGCUUGUAGCGCCAGUCGAUUACAACGAUGAGUCCACAAUUGUUGCUGCCCUUGAGGGCCAGCAAUUUUUGAUCAUCACCAUGGCCCCCACUGCGCCUCGGGACUCCCAGAGCAAGCUUUUCCAGGCAGCCAGUAAGGCCGGUGUUCCCUACGUCAUGCCUAAUUGGUAUGGUGGUGACAUCGAAGAUGUUAAACAGGGAGAGGAUACAUUGCUGGGGCCCGGCGGGAAGGCUAAUAGGGAUGAGAUUGAGACCCUCGGCAUGCAGUGGACGGCUAUGUGUUGUGGGUUUUGGUACGAUUAUAGCUUAGCUGGCGGCGAGCAACGCUUUGGCUUCGACUUUGACAAGCGUUCCCUGACUAUAUAUGACGAUGGCAACACCAAGAUCUCGACCUCGACCUUGUCCCAAGUCGGCCGCGCCGUGGCCAAGGUUUUGAGCCUGAAAGAGCUACCAGAGGACGAGAAUGACCGAAGCCUUACUGUGUCGGCGUUCCUCCAAAGGGGUAUUUACAUCAAGAGCUUCGUCAUCUGCCAAAACGACAUAUUCGAGAGCGUCAAACGUGUCACCGGCACCACCGACGCGGACUGGGCGGUUAGCCACGAGUCUACCCAGGAGCGAUACGAGGAUGGCCAAACACUAGUGAAAUCUGGCAAUAUGGCAGGGUUUAGCAAGCAGCUGUAUGCGAGGGGCUUCUUCCCCGAUGACCCAAGUGACUUCUCAGCCAAGGCACAAAAUGAGCUGCUCGGGCUGCCAGUUGAAAGCUUGGAUGAUUCCACUAAGGUUGGAAUAGCAUUAGUCAAGGAGCUGCAACUCCGUGUGGAGCGCAUGGCUAGUUAG
Molecule: messenger RNA, 1014 nt
Organism: Penicillium chermesinum
Lineage: Eukaryota; Fungi; Ascomycota; Eurotiomycetes; Eurotiales; Aspergillaceae
Product: aromatic alcohol reductase
Exons: 2
Coding region: 1-1014 (337 amino acids)
Molecular function (GO): oxidoreductase activity
Source: RefSeq, a predicted model, not a curated record